CCAUGUUAUUGACAUACAAAGAAUUUUUAAAGAAUGCUAAGAUAAUACUUGGUUCAUAAAGUAAAGGAAGAUAGGGAUUACUAAAAAUGAUUGAUUUAUUUAAAUUUGAAGUAUUUCCUUCUACAUUUGAAGAAAAUCUAGAUAAAUAACUUGAUCCAACAACUUAUGUUUAAAAAACAUGCGAAGGUAAAGUAAUUAAUCUUCUUGAAACAUUCAAAUAAAAUAAUUAGGAAUGGGAUAUUUGUAUAUUUGCAGAUACUGUAUGUGAAAUAAAUGGUAAAAUUAUAGAAAAACCAAAUGAUAAAGAAGAAGCAUCUAAUUUUUUAAAGUUAUUCAGUAAUUCAUUACAUUUAGUACAUACUUGUGUUUAUGUGGUUGGAAAAAAUGAAAAAAAUGAAAUAUUCUAAGUGAAUGGAAUAGAAACCACAGAAGUCCAUUUUUAAUAUUUACCUGAAAAGAGUAUUCAAACUUAUGUUGAUGAUGAAUCGAAUUGGAAAGGAAGAGCAGGAGGAUAUGCUAUAUAAGCUCUGGGUAAUAUGUUCAUUAAGAAAAUAAAUGGGUAAUUAUAAUUCAAAAUUAUAAAGUGAUUAUUCUAAUGUUAUUGGAUUGCCUUUACCAAUAUUAGAUAAAUUGAUGUCUUAAGUAAUAGAAUUUUUGAUGAAGAAGGAUUGAGU
Messenger RNA from Paramecium pentaurelia, 674 nucleotides. Lineage: Eukaryota; Ciliophora; Oligohymenophorea; Peniculida; Parameciidae. The record is from the annotation of a GenBank genome assembly.